Messenger RNA from Spodoptera exigua (beet armyworm), 1499 nucleotides. Lineage: Eukaryota; Metazoa; Arthropoda; Insecta; Lepidoptera; Noctuidae. The record is from the annotation of a GenBank genome assembly.
UAUUUCUGUUGAUAGUAAGUGGGUAAAAUUUUAGAGCCGUUUCUUUUAUUUCUCAAUUACUGUCUAUCUCAUCAUAUAAAACCACCAUGUUCGAACAACACUUGCCGGUGCUGGAGCCCAGUGUUAAUCAAAUUAAUGCAGCUCCUCCGGAUGUGGUGAAUGGACAUCGUCCCUGCCAGACACGUGAAGUGAAAUGGCUGCGACUGGAUAAAAUCUAUCAGAAGUUCUAUCGUCCCAACUUUUACGACAUCGGCGGCACUUACACGCAAGAUGUGCCAGACUACUGGUUCUCGUUCAAAACAGAGCAAGUUGGUACAACAUUCCUCCUACAUUUAUUUAUCCGCAACCAGGGUGUGACUUCCUUUAAUGUAGCCCUGAGCUGUGGAAACAAGUUUAUAGUUGACAAAAAAGCAGAAACAGUGUACUUACAACAUUACCUGAAAGAGUUUCAGUUCCGACAAGUCAGUGAGAUGACACACACUUACCUCACUACUUACAACUUUUCAGAGUUAGACAUACAAUGUUUGAAAGAUAGAAAGUUACACAUAGCAGUCUCAUUUCCGUUUACUGAGAGUACGGAUAUUAGUCUUGAAGUCAUUAAUAAUAUUAAACUCAACCAUGAUUGCAGUGCAUUGUUUGCUGAUCCCAUUGGCUCUGAUUUUGUUAUAGAAUCUGCAGAUGGAGUAAAGUUUCCAAUCCAUAGAGUCAUACUUACAUCCCACAGUGAAGUUUUCAAGGCAAUGCUAAAGGGGGACACAGCUGAGAGCCAGAACAGUUAUGUGAAACUAAUUGAUGUGAGUGGGGAAGACCUUAGGUACAUGUUAGAGUACAUUUACUCGGGUACAGUAAAAGACUUAGAGAAUGCAAAUUUUGGGAACCUAUUAAUGCUGGCUGAUAGGUUCAACUUAAAAGGCCUUUGGGAACUUUCUGAGUAUGCUCUUUCUGAACACCUGAAUCCAGACAAUGCACUAGAUAUUUUAAUGAUAGCUGACAUGCAUGACUCCGACUUUCUCAAAAUGGAGGCAUUAAAAUUUAUAAAAGAAAAUAAAUCUAUUCUAAACAGUAGCACCUUUGAAGAGAUAACUAAUCAUGAUUUGCUCAAACAGCUGUGCUGUUACCUGUCAGAAUAGACUUAGUUGAGUGGAACGGAGAGGAUGUUUCUGAAGUUGUGUAAUACAGUGCAAGUUUGUCUAUGGUAUAUCACACAUAUACACAUUUCUAAGUCAUCUCUAUUCAUGUGAAUUUAAAUAUUUUUAUACUGUAAAGUGUAAGUAAAAUGUUGAUAAUAUUUGAUGUAAUAUCAUUAUAAUAUAAAUUAUUAUAAAAUUUAGUUGUUACUUAUGUUCUUGCUUGGUCACAGCCAAAGUAGUGUUUAAAAGUAUUAUUAUUUAAGUACAACUUGAAUAAAUCUUAGGCCUACUUUUGUCAUACAAAUAACCAUUUGGAACAUACUGUUAGAAAAUGUAUAAAAUAGAUACAAAAUAUAAUACUGUUUACAA